AUGUUUCUAAAUAAGUAUUUCCCUGAAGAUAUUCGUAAUAGAAAGGAGAUGGAAUUUGUUAAAUUGGAACAAGGAAAUAUGUCAGUAGUAGAGUAUGCUGCUAAGUUGGAGGAAUUAUCCAGGUACUAUCCACUCUAUGUUGGAGAGGCAGGAGAAAAUUCUAAGUGCAUCAAGUUUGAAAUGGGACUCAGGAUUUAUGAUGAGGAUAGUCGUGCUGAAAAGGCACAUUACCGAAACACUGGAACCAUGAAGGACAAGAGGCCUAUGCAUCAUAAUAGAGGAAAACCUUACUCUUUUCCUCCUAGUAAAUCUGUAAGUCGUCUGAAUUAUCAACAAUACAGUUUUUCAUCUGGAAAAGGAGCUAGUAGUGGUAACGGAAAAAGAAAUGGAAAUAGUUAUAGUUAUGGGAGUGGUAGAGGAAAACCCAAUGGACGAGGAGUUAGUAACGAAAAUAGUAACAACAGGAGUCAAGUCUCGAGCAACAACAAUGGUAAUAAUGGUGAUCCAACUACUCCUAUCCGAUGCCACAGGUGUGGUAAGCAGGGUCACAUGGAAUAUGAAUGUAGAGAUGCUGGAAUUACUUGUUUUAAUUGUCAACAACAAGGCCACAUUAGCACCACAUGCCCCUACCCAAGGAAAACUCCACAACCUGGAAACCAGAGUUCCCAAGCCAGCCAACCUAAAUCCAAUGGAAGAGUCUUUGCCCUCAGUGGUGCAGGAGCGUCUGAGAAAGACAACUUGAUCCAAGGUACAUGUCUCAUAAGUGAUACUCCUUUAUUUAUGCUAUUUGAUUGUGGUGCCACUCAUUCCUUUGUGUCUCUUGACUGUUUAGACGUUUAG
Cicer arietinum (chickpea) is the source of this 840-nucleotide messenger RNA. RefSeq lists its product as uncharacterized. Gene Ontology annotation, molecular function: nucleic acid binding; zinc ion binding. The record is from RefSeq and is a predicted model, not a curated record. Lineage: Eukaryota; Viridiplantae; Streptophyta; Magnoliopsida; Fabales; Fabaceae.